AUCUCUUUGCUUCAUACGCACUUCUACAUUACACGCCAUCUUGUCAGGCUGUUGCCAUCUGUCACAUGGCAGUGUAAUGGUUGCAGAACGUUGGCAGCAAGGUUCAGCCUCUGUUAUCAUACUACCAACAUCCACCUCUGAUGUCAAGGGCCAACAGCAUAAAAUAGGAGGCAUUACUUUCAGAGCAGUCCUCAAACGUGUAUGUCAGUAGGUGUGAGUCAAUAUGCGUAGGUGUCAGUGCUGCAUGUGUACCCUUGUGAUGUGUGCAGGAUGUGUGAGCCCAGCCUGGGUGCUCUCUGCAUGCAGGCAUUUGGGUUCAGUUUGGGCUCUGUGUCCGCAGAGGUCGGGCAGCAAGCACACGACCACGCCGGCGGAUAACUACUACCUGGCCCGAAGGAGGACUCUGCAGGUGGUGGUCAGCUCCUUGCUCACUGAAGCUGGCUUUGAGAGUGCUGAAAAGGCUGCGGUGGAAACACUGACAGAGAUGUUACAGAGCUAUAUUUCUGAAAUUGGAAGGAGUGCAAAGUCCUACUGUGAGCAUACAGCCAGAACACAGCCUACACUCUCUGAUAUAGUGGUUACUUUAGUGGAAAUGGGGUUCAAUGUUGAAACGCUUCCCGCAUACGCAAAGCGCUCCCAGAGGAUGGUCAUCACUGCCCCUCCUGUGACAAAUCAGCCUGUGACUCCCAAAGCCCUGACAGCUGGGCAGAACAAGCCACAUCCAUCCCACAUCCCCGGCUAUUUUCCUGAGUUUCCAGAUCCUCAUACCUACAUCAAGACACCAACAUACCGAGAGCCAGUGUCUGAUUACCAAGUGCUGCGGGAAAAGGCAGCGUCUCAGCGGCGCGACGUGGAAAGAGCUCUCACCCGCUUCAUGGCUAAGACAGGAGAAACGCAGAGUCUCUUCAAAGAUGACGUUAGCACAUUCCCAUUGAUUGCUGCCAGGCCUUUCACUGUACCCUACUUGACAGCUCUUCUCCCCUCUGAGCUCGAAAUGCAGCAAAUGGAAGAAACAGAUUCAUCUGAGCAAGACGACCAGACAGACACAGAGAACCUGCCCUUGCAUAUGAGCACGGAUGAUUCCGGACCUGAAAAAGAGAAUGCUUCAGUAUUACAGCAGAACACCUCCUUGUCUGGCAGCCGGAAUGGGGAGGAGAAUAUGAUAGACAACCCUUACCUCCGGCCAGUGAAAAAGCCCAAGAUCCGCAGAAAGAAAUGAAGUGUGGUCAGCUGGCUGCUAGAAGAAAGAGGAGCCCAUUUCUCUGGCUGUUAUGAGUAGUCACCUCUGCUGCUGUGGGUAGGAGGCAUGGAGCACAGGAGGGGCAGUCCGACCGAGUGACAGAAGCAGAGGAAUGAUCUGCCUAACAAACUACACUGUCAUCACUGUUUGCACUGCUCCCUCUUUCUCCUCUGCUUUCCUCCUAACUGGGAAUCCUAAGUGGUCAGUUGCCUUAAAAGUGGUGAAAACCACUGAGUUACAGAUGGGAAUUGUCUCAUUUGGUUUCUUCUGACUGUUGGGGAGAUUUACUCUUUAAAGAGGCGUGGGAUGCAAAGAUUCUUGCUGCUCUACAGAACACAAAGACAUAAUUUGUUUUUGGCUGCCUUACAAGCUAGGAAAGAAACUUCUGCAGGGAACCUUGUUUAGCUUUAUAAUCUGUGGAGCAUGUAUUUAGAGAGAGAAAAAUCCCACAGAGGUUUCUUUCUUUUGGUUGUUGGCAGGUAAAAGCAAACACGUUUAUUGAAGAAUGAAGUGUAAAUGAAAGCUAAGAUGGCAUUUAUUCUCAGCUUUUCUGACUGCAGCUGCACUUCCAACUUAAGAGUGCUGAGUGUGGUGUUUACCCUACUCUGCUUUGAGAUUAUUUGCUAGCAGUACCAAUGGCAGAUUCAGCAGCUGCCUCAGGCUCUUUUUGAGUUCUGUUGUUAGUUUCAGCACAGCACAAGUCCUUUGAGAGUUCAUGCCUUCACCAGCUGUUUUGAAAGAUUCUUGCUGCAAAGCUUGGAGUAUGGAAUAAAGCUGUAUUGAUUACAGUCUGCAGGGCUGUGCUAUUGA
Molecule: messenger RNA, 2050 nt
Organism: Centrocercus urophasianus (Greater sage-grouse)
Lineage: Eukaryota; Metazoa; Chordata; Aves; Galliformes; Phasianidae
Gene: TAF8
Product: TATA-box binding protein associated factor 8
Exons: 7
Coding region: 224-1219 (331 amino acids)
Biological process (GO): transcription initiation at RNA polymerase II promoter
Cellular component (GO): transcription factor TFIID complex
Molecular function (GO): protein heterodimerization activity
Source: RefSeq, a predicted model, not a curated record